Molecule: messenger RNA, 1242 nt
Organism: Dichomitus squalens LYAD-421 SS1
Lineage: Eukaryota; Fungi; Basidiomycota; Agaricomycetes; Polyporales; Polyporaceae
Exons: 5
Coding region: 1-1242 (413 amino acids)
Molecular function (GO): hydrolase activity
Source: RefSeq, a predicted model, not a curated record
AUGGACAUCAACACAGACCUUUGGGAGCUCUCUCGCGUCGUUUUCUCUUACCCCGCAAUUGAUAAUCACGCACAUGCCUUCCUGAGUGAGGAGCACAGAGACGCGUUUCCCUUCGAAGGCCUCAUCACAGAGGCAAGCGGCGAGCGUGCGCUCAAGGAAGAUGCUAUCCAUACGAUGGCAUGUUUCCGCGCGACGACGCAGCUCGCGAAGCUCUUUGCGCUAGGGCCCCACGCCAACUGGGAGGCCGUCAAAGCGCAUCGGAGUUCGCUCUCUUAUGAGCAACUUUGCAAGAUGUGCAUGGAGCCGGCGCACAUCCAGUGCAUCCUGAUCGACGAUGGCCUCGGCGGGGCCGAUAAGGCCAAGUUGUACGACUACAAGUGGCACGAUCAGUUGACCAGCAGUCCCACGAAGCGCAUCGUCCGGGUGGAGACUCUUGCAGAAGACAUUCUGCGACGGCUCAUGGACCAAAAUAUCGCAGAUAACAAUGUCACCCCUUCCGAGCUGGUCAACGCAUUCGCAGAAGAGCUGAGAAAGUCACUCCACGCCAGCGCAGCCGACCCAGACGUGGUUGGAUUCAAGAGCAUCAUUUGUUAUAGAACCGGACUCGACGUAGUAGCUGGUGAUAGCCUGUGUCAAGUUACUCUGGAGCGUCUAUUGGUCGGUCUGGUCCUGGUGUAUAUGGCGAAAGGCACCUUGCGUCUUGCGGACAAGGCCAUUAAUGACUACGUCGUCAACGUCGCCAUGACCAUCGCUGCGGAGUACGACAAGCCAGUGCAAUUCCACACGGGUCUCGGGGACAACGAUAUCACGUUGAAGCUCUCCUCGCCAUCUCAUCUACAACCGCUUAUCAAGGCAUACCCAAAAACGAAAAUUGUCUUGCUGCAUUCCAGCUAUCCAUACACUCAAGAGGCUGGAUACCUAACAGCAGUGUACGAGAACGUCUUCCUCGACUUCGGGGAAAUCUUCCCGUUCUUGAGUCCCGACGGUCAGCGCGAAGUGAUCAGGCAGGUCCUCGAACUCGCACCUACGAACAAGAUCAUGUGGUCUACGGAUGGUCAUUUCUGGCCCGAAUCCUACUACCUUGGGUCGAUUCAAGCACGACAGGCCAUGUUCGAGGUGUUGGAAAGUUCGAUACGGAAAUGGGAGCUCUCGCUACCACAAGCGAUUGGGAUCGUGAAACGCGCAUUCUUCGAGAACGCGAACAGGAUAUACAAUCUGGGGCUGGAACCGCGCACUGUGUAA